This is a messenger RNA of Suillus fuscotomentosus, 714 nucleotides long. RefSeq lists its product as uncharacterized. Bases 1 to 714 code for a protein of 237 amino acids. NCBI's taxonomy places the organism in Eukaryota, Fungi, Basidiomycota, Agaricomycetes, Boletales, Suillaceae. The transcript is spliced from 3 exons. The record is from RefSeq and is a predicted model, not a curated record.
AUGGAGGGGCCCAAUAAUAGUAGGGGGCUGUUAAUCAAUUGGGAGUUUGCAGUCUUCAUUACUUCAAACGUCAAAUAUUCUAUUGGUGGCACGGGCACAAUCCCUUUUAUGUCAUGCGCGCUUCUUGCUCAAAUGGCAGAAUUGCAGGCCAAGGCAACACAACAAGAAGCACGGAAAUCCUCCUCCAAAACUCUGGUGUUCCCACCAUCUUGGGUCUCUCAAAGCUUUGGGGAUGACCUUGAGUCCCUUUUUUUUACAUUUUCGCCUAUAUCUGUAUCAAAUAGCUGGUCGAACCUCAACCUGGAUGUGUGCAAACUGAGGAAGGUCUAUUUCUUUGCAGUGUCAUCAGAGGAGGCCCAUCUCGAAAAACAAUUCCACCCAUACUUUGCAAAACUUAUCCCCCUUGCAAAAGAGUGGCGGGCAAUCCUGAAGGAUAACAUGGAGGCACGGGUCACUUUUGAUAGCAUCAUCGAUCUGCUAGAACAUCAUAUCACCACCCUUGAGGACGACGAGGAGCGCACAUCCACUAACGAGAAUCUCAAGAAAUCCGCUGCAGAAAUCACUAAAUGCUUGAAAAAGCGGCAAGCAGAAGGGGGCAGUAUGGAGCCUGAGUCUGUGCCACAAUUAGCCAAGCACAAGAAGCAUGAGACAGCUGAUGGUGACUCUGCCAGUGAAGUGACUCAGGCGACAAUGGACUCAGAUGGCUUAGAUUAA